AGACCGUUUAGUACGUUCAAUCGGCUCGCCCGGCCGAGUCCUGCGCCGCCGCCGCGUCCAAGUCCAACUUCCAUCGCCGAUGCCGCCGCCACCCGCACGCCGAGAAAACGCGAUACGCCACCACCACCACCACCACCACCACCACCACCACCACCACCACCACCACCGACGCUCGUCCUCCGUUCACCCCGUCAACUACCCCGUCACCGCCACGCGACGACGACUCACCCUCUGCCUGGGUCCGUACCUCGUGUCCUCGCCACAGCCGGGUCCGCCGCCACACGGCCGCCGGGAGCACCGACGCCACCACCGCUGCGCCACCACACGGCAAUGAUCGCGCCGCCCGGAACUAUGCGCCAGAUGCGCAAAUCGUAAUGCGAAGAUGGUGUGUUCCGAAUGUCCAAUGGUCCCAGUUGGUGUUGUGCGCGACCGUGCUGUUCCUGCUGGGCGGCCUGCACAUCUACAGAGGCCCCAACGGCGGACCGCUGCAGGCUUUGGACGAGGUGGCCGACGACGAGGACACGUCCGGUUCCGCCCGGACGACCCAAGACGACCGGGCGUACCGGAGGCUCAGGUUUCCGAAGACCAGCAGACGGUUGCCUCAGGCGAUCAUCAUCGGUGUGCGGAAAGGCGGCACGCGGGCGCUGUUGGAGAUGUUGUUCCUGCACAAGUCUGUGCAAAAGGCCAACGGCGAGGUGCACUUCUUCGACCGGGACGACAACUACGAACGCGGCCUGGACUGGUACAGAAGGCGAAUGCCGUACUCGUUCCCCAACCAGAUCACCAUUGAAAAGAGUCCCAGCUAUUUCGUGACACCAGAGGUACCAGAACGCAUCAAGGCGAUGAACUCGAGCAUUAAGCUGCUUCUCAUCCUCAGGGAUCCCGUGAUCAGGGCCAUAUCGGAUUAUACGCAGUUGCACAGCAACCCAUUGGCGAACCGGAGCAGUAGGUCGUUCGAGCAGCUGGUGGUGAAGCCGGACGGCACGGUAAACACCAACUACCGGCCGGUGUCCGUGUCCACUUACCAUAACCACGUUUACCGGUGGCUGGACGUGUUCCCCAGGGAACAGUUGUUCGUGGUCAACGGCGACCGGCUCAUCACCAACCCCGUGUCCGAGCUGAACCGCAUCGAGACGUUCCUGGGCCUCGAGCACAGGAUCGGCGCCGACAACUUCUACUUCAACCGGACCAAAGGGUUCUACUGUCUGCGGUACGGGCCUGUGGACAAGUGCCUGAAGGAGACCAAAGGCCGGAAGCACCCGGACGUCCGGCCGUCGGUCGUGGCCAAGCUCCGGGAACACUUCGGCCAGCACAAUCAGAAGCUGUACGACGUAUUGGGCCAAGACUUCGGGUGGCCGGAGAAGUAGCGAACGGGUUCGAUGUGGAGUGGGUGAGGGGGACGAGUGCAGGUGUCACGGUGACAUCGUUUUUUUAAAAAUGUUUUUCGUUCUUUUGGAGUUUUGUAUACAGGGAUACUAUAUAUAUAUAUAUAUAACAUUAUAAAUAUUACUAUAACGUCACAAUAUAAUAAUUACCUACCUAUGUACUGACCGCGACUAUAUCGCGAGCCGCGAGCGCUUCGCUUUCUGUACAUGACUUAAAGUGUGCCGCUCGAUUUGUUCUUCUUAUCACAUGAAACGAAACGUUUGAACACUGCCAUGCUCAUACUACAUGCAUAUAUAUAUAUAUUAUAUUAUAUUAUAUACUGAGGGUGAGGAAUGGUGAACGAGGAAAUGGUAGGGGGCACGCCGUGCGAGUUUAAAUCGUUUUCCUUCAAAACUGCACCAAAUAUUAUAUUUUACGAGACGAGUCUUAUAAUAACUCGACAAAGAAAAUUUCGAUACCACGAUGAUAAUAUUAUUAUUAUUGUCGAAGCGUUUGAGGAGAGAGACGAAUUAUUUUACGAUACGAACCAAUUGGUUUCGGAAUCACCCGUACUUAACCACACGUGGCAUAAUCUUCAGUAGGUACCUUAAUAAUAUAUUAGGACACGUCCACACUCAGUUAACUUUUUUCGUUUACCAUAUAAACAUAAUAUACUAUUAAAGUAUUGCGAUAUAUUUUUUUUCAUUUUAAACGAUUUUAUUUUUUGCGUGCGAAUGCUAUUCAUUCCACCGUAACGUGAAUACGCAUUUACGAACAUAUUGUAUGUUAUACAUUGAAUUUUUCUUCCUCGUCGGGCGAUUUCGUGUCGUCCGAUAACUUUAGAUUUAAAAUUUGAAUCUAAAUUCAAACAAUAGUAUUAUAUACGUGGUGCUCGAUCGCCCGUUUUCGACAUUGCGGUCCAACAGAUUUCCUCGUCGUCUUUCGUCUGAAUCUGCUGUGAGCCGUCGUUUCUUUACUACCCACACACCGCGUGGAUGUGAUCUCACUGAAGUCAAGAAUGAACGUAACAAAUUAGUGUUUUAUUUUUAUUUCCAUGCUCUCCCAGUGCUCUCUCUCUCUCUCUCUCUCUCUGCAUCAUUGCACAAAUUCGACCGACAUAUCAAAUAUUAUAUUGUGUAUACUAAAUCAAAACAUUAGUAUUCUCUCGUACACACCUACGCGUAAGAUUAGUUUGUUAUCUUUUUUUAUCUGUCUUUUUAAAAAUAAUUGUUCGUUGAUAAUAAUAUAUGUUAUACUCCUAACGAAAUGUUUUAACACUAUCAUUAUUAUUAUUAUUAUUUUAUUUUUCACGACCGAUUUACGAUUGACAUCGACUAUUCCCGCCUAUUGUACUACUCUACUAUAUUCCCACGAACGCAAUAAUUUCAGUGGUAGGCGAAACAACGUACAUUUUAUAUUGCAUAUUAUGUUGCUUUGUCCGCUAUACGGCCACCGACGUUAACAUUUUAUAGUUAUUUUCACGAAAGCACAACUGCUGGAAACGAUCUGCGGAAAGAUUAAUACGUUUCACACGUGCAAUAUUAAUUUUACUAUCAUUGUUGGAUAUAAUAUUAUAUAGUAUCGUUUAUAGACUGCCAAAGUUGUUUCGUUGUCAAACCAGCUGCCAUAUUCCCAGUUACGAUAUUUUAUAAUGACCAUGAUAUAGGAGUUUAACUAUCUUGAAAAACACCUUUGCCGAGUUGAUUGCAGUCGUGGGGUGGAAAGAAAAUAAUAAUAAUAAAAAUAUAAUUACUUUACGUACCUUAAUGCGUUUUAAUAAUAGUACAAAAUAUGUAUGAAAGAAGAAGAUAUAUAUAUAUAUAUAUAUGCAUGCAUGCUCCACACAUUCUCCUCUGGCCUUUAGGAUCGUAGUGAAGUCAACACGAUGGUAGCUGAGGAGAAAGAGGCAUUAUUAUAUUAUCAUAGUGCAUUAUUAUUACUUACCUACUACUUUUACAUAUUUCAAAUUUUCAAUGAGCAAUAAUGACUUUCUUUUCGGAUGGUUGAUUAAUUAUUUACUUACGUAAUAUUGUUAUAUAUAUAUAGGAAAAAUACUAUGUUAUGUUAUAGUAUAUAUUUAUAUAUGUAUUUUGUUCGUUACGAUUAUUAUUAUUAUUAUUAUUGUUCUUUUUUUUUUUUUUUUUAAACAACGAUCAUAUCAACUAUAGACUUUUUUCGUGUAUUUUGUAAGUCGUUUAUAAUAUUAUAUUUUAAGUAACUUAAAACAUAUCAAUGUUUGAAACGUAGCAUGAUUAUUAUUAAUAAUAUUACUAUCGUUAAGAGAAAAUUAUAAAUUGUAUUUGUAUUAUCGUCGUAAGGGACACGGGGACAGAAGUCGAAAGGAUUUGUGUGUGUCGCUUUUUCGUCGUCGUUUCCCCGUUAUAUCAACAAGUCAAUCGUGUUUAUCGUUAUAAUAUAACAUAUUAUGUUUAUAUGAACUACUGUAAUUGUAUUUAAAAAAAAAAAUUGUAAAUGAUUUUUUUAUCGUUUUACCACCAACGCGAUUACGUCUUCAUCGCUGUCACACAGAAAUCCUAGCGACACGUGACCUUAUCUAUAUGUCUCGUUAUCCGUGCAUUGUACCACGUAUACAUAUCAUAUCAUAUUAAUAUUAAUAUAUAUUGUACCAUAUACAUAUCAUAUAAUGUACCAUAUACAUAUCAAAUAAUGUACCAAUACCGUGAAAACGAUUUGGACUGAAAAACAAUGUUUACUAAACAAAUACAUAUCAUUUUGAUUAGGUAGCGUUUACUAUUAUGUAACUUUAUUGUACUUGUAUUUGAUGUAUUUUUUAUUUUUACCGUUAUCGUAAAAUAGUUUAUUGUUAAGUCGAUUUAUUUAUAGAUAAAUUUCUUAGAAUAAUGUACAAUUAUUGUGGUACUACAGGUGGGCCGGGGAGCGUAAUAUAAUAACAUAAUAUAUCCAUAUCAAUAUCAAUAUCCAUAUCAAUAUAAUUAUCGUUAAAUGACUAUUGGACAGCUGACUAUAUAGUACUACUGAUGUCAUCCCGACAAAUAACUUGCUCAUAUUUUACAAUGUUAUCAAUGAAAUAUAUUAUACAAAAAAUAAUAUUGGUGACGUUUAUUUAGAUAUGGUUGAUGGACUGCAGUGUGAAUUAAAUACAGUAUCGAUGACUCGUCAUAAUUUGUCCAUUUCCAUUUCUCAUUGUUAUAUUAUGAUAUACUUUGAAAAAUUUUCAACGUGAUUUUCGUAACGACCAAAUCGUAAAAACUAAAAAUCACGAACCGCAUAACCAAGCUUUAUGAGUUUUUUGAUAAUUUAACUUUUGAAUCGAUUCCAGACAGAUACUUUAAAUGUUAUAUUAUAGAAUAAAUUAGAGAUUUAAUAAUAUUCAAAAAUACCUGUAAUUACAAACAUCAAUCUAUCUCCAAAUUACUACUUGCCGCUAACUAAAGCAAAUAAUCUAAAAAUAAACUAUUCAUAUUAUAUUGUUUUGCAUGUUUUUCAAUUUUUCUAUUGGAGUAUGAUAUACCUACACAUGCUACAGUUAUACAUUCAUAUCAAAUAAAACUACUACUCUUUUAAUUUCAGAGAAAAUUCACUUCAGUAAAUUUAAAUUACUCUUCACACUUAUCUAAACAAUGGCAUGGUGUAACAACGGUUACAAAUCUUCACUUAAUUAUCAUGUCCGUUGCAUUUAUAUAUUUCCUAUACACAUAAAAAUUGUUAAUGCGUUUAAUGAUCAAAUAUUAUGUUUUGGACCGCAAAGCGUUUUUAAUUUGUGUAAAGGGCCCUCUACUAAAAAGUUUUGAGACCUUUGAUCUCUAUAGUCAAUUUAUUGUAUAACAGAAAACAAAUGUUAAAAUUGAUAUUAUUCCUAAAAUCAUGUUCGUAUAUUUUUUACGAAAUUAACAUUUAUCAAACAGGUUAAUUGUUUCAUUUUGAAUUUUCAAUAAGACAAAUAAAAUAUUUUUGGUAGGCGAAAAAUAUAAUAUAACGAACAAACAAAAAUCAAUUAUAUACUAAAUUUGAACUGAAGUACUACACCCGGAAAUACUACGGUCGGUUGUCCAGUCUUCGUGGAAAUGGUAAUAAUAUUAUUAUUAAUAUUGCAAAACCCAAAAGCAAACCAUCGGUUUGGCCGGUGCUUCUCGUCCGGUGAGACUUAAGUCUUGCGACUGACCGCGGUCAGGUUUUGUAUCGCGAUGGGUAGGCGCGUCUCCAGUACCUAUUAUAGUAGCAUGGUAUUUAAACUGUAUACAUAUAUCGAUAUUAUAUUGUAAUAUUAUUUUCGUAUCGUGAGUAAAAAACAAAUUGUUUCAGCUGUAGCACAAUUUCUUUUCGUACAAAUCAUUUUCUAUAGUCAUAUAUUGUAUGAUAAUAUUAUUAUUAAGUGUUGUUGUUGUUGUUUGUUUUUUUUUUUUUAUCUCUCUUUCUCUUUCUCUCUCUAUCUCUCUCUCUCUCUCUCUCUCUAUCUAACUCUUCUACGUACCUAUAUAAUAAUAUACCAUAAUACAUACAUAACAAUAAUAUUAUUAAUGUGUCAUACAUUUUGAAAAUGUGACGCGUUUAUCUCCGGACGUCUGUCUGUCUGUCUGUCUGCAUAUCAUAUUAUAAUAUUGUUAUCAUAUCAUUGUACGCGACGAUAAUACGCUCGCGCAUACCUAUACAACAUAAUUAAUGAUUGUCACCGCCGCCGUACAACGUGUAAUGUUAAGACUAUCGUUAUCAUAUUAUUAUUAUUGUUAUCAAUAUAAGGACGCGGCCGGACUGCGGGCACACUGCGAUCCCUUCCCGAGAGAAAUCGAUGGUUUUCGGAUCGUCUCCUGGCCGAUCACCUCGAGCGAUAUUUUAUUUGGUCGCGCGUCCCGCCGCCUCGCCGCGCCGGUCGACUGCGCAGUCAUCAUAAUUAUUGUAAUAAUAUUAUAUUAUUUUAAGAUAGUACUAUCGUAAUAAUAAUAAUAUUAUUAUUAUUAUUAUUAUUAUUACUAUACCGUUCUGGUCCCGGGCACUUUUUGGCCGGGCCGAACACGUUUUAAGAUAUAGAUUUUUUUGGAUUUUCCUAUAGCGUCAUCACUACGAUACUGUUAUUUUUGUUAAAGAUUUGUUUAAAAUAUAAAAAAAAAAUAUAGA
Messenger RNA from Metopolophium dirhodum (rose-grain aphid), 6459 nucleotides. Its product is annotated as heparan sulfate glucosamine 3-O-sulfotransferase 5-like. Gene Ontology annotation, molecular function: [heparan sulfate]-glucosamine 3-sulfotransferase activity. The record is from RefSeq and is a predicted model, not a curated record. NCBI's taxonomy places the organism in Eukaryota, Metazoa, Arthropoda, Insecta, Hemiptera, Aphididae. Bases 375 to 1367 code for a protein of 330 amino acids. The transcript has 4 exons.